Molecule: messenger RNA, 3291 nt
Organism: Scatophagus argus
Lineage: Eukaryota; Metazoa; Chordata; Actinopteri; Scatophagidae
Gene: phtf1
Product: putative homeodomain transcription factor 1
Exons: 17
Coding region: 434-2509 (691 amino acids)
Cellular component (GO): endoplasmic reticulum
Source: RefSeq, a predicted model, not a curated record
UAUGAGCACAACAAACCCCGGAAAAGGGAAGCGGAAGGCUGAGCCAAAUGUUAAACAAGUGAAGUUGGCGAAGUAUCUGAAUACCUGAAAUAAACCUAUCAAUAACUAGAUAUGGGCACAGGAAGGAAACAGUUUAUAAAUCUAAUAUCCACCAGUCAUUAAUCGCGUCGAAAAAUGGCAGUCGAUGGAAAGCGUGUAGGCAGUAGUUAGCUCAGCCUGACAACAAGACGCCACAACGCCCCUGAAAAUGAUGACAAAGUAUUUCACGACCAGUUUGUGAUGAUUACCAAAGGUGUUUUCCACUUUGUACUAGACCGACCCGUGGUGUUUUAUUUCAGAGAACAAAUCUGGAUCUGUGCCCAGUCCUCUCUCUUUCCUGAGCUCUCUGUGAAAUGACCUGACUCCACUUCACUGGUUCCAGCAGCUCACGACAAUGGCCAGAAUAGCCUGGUAUCAAGAGAAGAUCGGGGCCUAUGAUCAGCAAGUCUGGGAGAAAUCUCUGGAGCAGACCGAUCUAAAUGGUUUGGACAGCAAGCCAAAGAAGACAGGUCACAUCAAGCCAGACCUCAUCGAUGUUGACUUAGUACGAGGAUCAACAUUCAGCAAAGCCAAACCAGAGAGUCCUUGGACAGCUCUUACUCGGAAAGGUCUGGUCAGAGUGCUGCUGUUUCCGUUCUUCUUCCAGUGGUGGAUCCAGGUGACUUCCAAGUGCAUCUCCUCCUGUAUCCUCAUGCUGUACUUCAUGCAAGUGGCAGCAGUGGUAUUGUACUUGGAGGUCCCUGAGGCGAGUGCCAACGAGGUGUUUGGGCCCAUGUGUCUGCUGCUGCUGCUGGGUACCGUGCACUGCCAGAUUGUGUCGACUGAGUCCAACCGGUGGCCCUCGGGCAGUCCAGCUGCCAGCUGCACCACCAGCCCUGCCCGCAGAAGGAGGCCAAGAAAAGGCAGGGGACUGAAAAAAUCAGAAGAAAAGAAUGACAGCGGGGACACAGAGCAGCAGGGGUCCUGGCAGUUUGAAGAAAGCCAGCGAUUAUACAGGAACGAUGAGAGGGGCAAAAGAAAGUCAGGAUUUGGGGCAUCUGACGAGCUUUCCAGUGAGGAAGAGGAGGGCGUUCAGCCGAUGGAAGUCAUUCGUCCAGUACCUCAUCAAGAGACACACCCUGCUGCAACUUGGCCGACAUCUGCACCAGCGUUUUCUGUUAGGAAGAGAAAUCUGAAGUCUAACUCCAAAGCGACUUUAAGACCUCAGGAAGGGAGCGGGGCUUCUAUGAAAGCAAAGCCUCGAGAGGUGGAGCGCCUCAGGCCGAACGUCGGCUCCCGUCCUACCUCCGACACUGACGACACGAUGUGGGAGGAGCUUCUCCAGGGACCUGACUCCGCCUCGUCAGGGAGCAGUGACAGCGAGGGAAACGGGAGGUACAACGCUGGCAUGGCGCUCCCGCAAACCACGACUCUGAGCAGUGAUGAUGAGAGCCUGCAGCAGGGAAUCACCGGAAACCAGCUGUCAUGGCUGCAGGCAUGUCACCCAGCCAAGGACCGUGUCAGCGCCAUAAUAUGGGAGCAGGGCGAGUGUAAGAAAGCAGACAUGUCAGUGUUGGAGAUCAGUGGGAUCAUCCUCACGCGGGUGAAGUUGGUGGAGCAGGGUGUGGGUUACCUUGUGCUUGGUGGUCUGAUGACUGCCACCUUGGCGCUGCUUCCCUUUGGUUUCCGUAUGGCCCAACAUCUGGAGGUGUCGAGCCUCAGCUCCCUGUCCCUGACAGAGCUGGCAGAAAUGGCGGUGGGGCCACCUGAUGCCCAGGCCUACGCAUUUUUCUUCAUCACAGCAGUGCAAAGAGUCUGCCUGACCGGACUCUUCUUCUUCAUGAUGUGUGUGGCCGAGAGAACGUACAAACAGAGACUCUUAUUUGCCAAAUACUUCAGCCACCUCACUUCAGCUCGCAAGGCCAAGAAAUCUGAGGUCCCUCAUUUCAGGCUGAAGAAAGUACAGAACAUAAAAAUGUGGUUGUCACUACGCUCUUUUCUCAGGAGACGAGGGCCGCAGCGCUCGGUUGACGUCAUUGUCUCCACUAUCUUCCUGUUAGCGCUUUCCAUUUCAUUCAUCAUUUGUGCCCAGCUUCUGCACAGUCACAAGACAUUCCUAGAGUCUCUGACAAACUGGGAGCUGAUGGUGUGGGCCUCCUCCCUCAUCCUCUUUCUGCUACGGCUGGCCACGCUGGGCUCAGAGACCAACUGCAAAUACAGCAACUCCUCAGUGCUGCUCACUGAGCAGAUCAAUUUGUAUCUCAAGAUGGAGAAAAAGCCCAAUAAGAAAGAGGAACUCAGUAUAGUGAACAAUGUUUUGAAACUAGCUACAAAACUGAUGAAGGAGCUGGACACUCCAUUCAGACUGCUGGGACUGACCGUGAACCCUCUGAUCUACAACAUCACCAGAGUGGUCAUUCUGUCUGCUGUGUCUGCUGUGGUCAGCGACCUCCUGGGCUUCAACAUCAGACUGUGGAAAAUCAAGUCGUAAUGUGAAAACAGGAAACCACUAACAGUCGGACACUGGAGACCACAAACUCCCCUUGUCUGCUGCAGACAACAUCUCAUCUACAAAAAAGUGCAAACCUACUGACAGUUUAGUCUGUGCCUUCCAACUGAAACGUGUCUGUUGUGUUUCAUCAGUCAUUCACGAGCCUGAGGUGCUCUGGUGAUGGCUCACACACCAUUACUGGCGCCUCAGAUGGUGUGGCAACACACAGAUUCCAUUAGCCACAUCACUAACCCAGUGCCUAACCUUUGACCCUUGAAUGUCCCUCAGUAUGUGGAUAAAUAUGGGGCAGGGGGGUUGAGGUCUGAGAUCCUUUCAGGCUUCUGUGGCAUCCAGAUUUCAUCAUGUGUCUUGUACAGGUGUGUGGACACAGUGAAAAUGUAAAUGAGUUAAAUGCAGGCAAUUUAGUGCGUUUUUGUGGUCUUAUUCGCUGGUGUUUCUCAUCAAUACAGUUAACUGUAAAACAAGCUAUGUGCUGUUUGAUGCCAGUCAUCUAAUGCCGUCAAAUCAAAAAAGGUGACAAGCUGCAUUAAAGGAAUUGUCAUAGGAGUCAACUCUUGCCCUUUUGUACUAUUUAACGAGGGAACAUUGUGAUUGUAAGCGGGCUUUAUUUAUUUGGGGUUCUGUUUUAGCGCUAAAACUUGUGAUGGUACCUGUAAGUCAUGACUCUGACCACUAUCUGCCCUUUGUAUUGAGGACCAUUGUUGAAUAAAUAAAAACUAUGCAAUAUUAUGCUUAAAAAAUGUUUCACAGAGAUAAAUAAA